AUGUCUGCCAUCGCCAGAUCCGUCCGCCCCUUCGCCUCUCGCGUGCUUUCCCAGAAGCUCCCUCUGGCCGCCGCAUGCAGGGUUUCGCCCGCAACUGCUUUCCCGCGGGGAAGUGUUAGGAACUUCUCCCAAAGCCCAUUCAUGGAGCUGAAGAAGUACACCGAGUCUCACGAAUGGAUUGAGUUGGCCGCUGACGGCAAGACUGCCAAGGUCGGAAUUACAGAGUACGCUGCCCAUUCCUUGGGCGACGUUGUGUUCGUUGAGCUUCCUGAGGUCGACGCCGAGGUCAGCGCCGGGGAACCCGUUGGAGCUGUAGAGUCUGUCAAGUCGGCUUCCGACGUCAACUCUCCUGUCAGCGGUAAGGUGAUCAACGUCAACUCAAUUCUGGAGGAUAAGGCCAAGUUCAUCAACGAGAGCCCCGAGGGUGACGCCUGGAUCGCUGAGAUCGAGGUCAAGGACGCCUCAGAGCUUGACAACCUGCUUGAUGCCAAGGCCUACAAGGAAACCCUUGGUGAUGAGUAG
Aspergillus oryzae RIB40 is the source of this 522-nucleotide messenger RNA. Its product is annotated as glycine decarboxylase subunit H. The coding region runs from base 1 to 522 and encodes 173 amino acids. Lineage: Eukaryota; Fungi; Ascomycota; Eurotiomycetes; Eurotiales; Aspergillaceae. Gene Ontology annotation, cellular component: cytoplasm; glycine cleavage complex; mitochondrion. Gene Ontology annotation, biological process: glycine decarboxylation via glycine cleavage system; protein lipoylation. The record is from RefSeq and is a predicted model, not a curated record. The transcript has 3 exons.